GGCCCAAACCAGUCCAAACAGAAAAGUUCACGACUGGUCGAGUCUUCAUCAAGAUAUUGUCGACUCGAUCGCCAAACGAAUGGUCUCUCCGGCGGAUUUGAUUGCUUUUGCCGCAGUUUGUAAAGCAUGGAGAUCAGCCGCCAUCAAAGAAUACUUUACCAGCCGAUCAACACUGAAAUCUCCAGUGCUUAUGAUCCAAGCCAAGAACAAGGAGAAGGGCACUCUCACCCCUGAAUUCUACAACAGCUCAAGGAGUACGUGGUCAAAGGGAACGUUUCACAAACUUGGUCUGCUCGCACCCAAGAAAACAAAGCAGUCUUUUUAUUCUUCUCUAGGCUGGCUGGUGGCUGUGUCUGCGGAUUUGAAGGUUGAUCUGCUGCACCCUUUAAGCCAUGACCAGAUUGAACUUCCAGAUAUUAACAAAGUCAGAAACCAUCACCAGCAACAGAGCUUUUCCGGCGUGCCGUACGAGUUCAUAGCUAGUAAGUUUGUCUUGUCAUCAAGCCCUUCUUGGACGUGUGAUUAUAUAGUGACUGUUAUUUAUAGGAUUUUGGGAGGCUGGGGUUUUUGGAGACCAGGAGAAGAUGAAUGGACCAGUGUGGGGAGGAAUAUAAUGGAUCUUGCUUAUUAUAAAGGGCAGUUUUAUGCUGUGGACUUUGAUGGGAAUAUAAUGGUUUGUGAGAUUGCAGAGCCUGAGCAACCAAAAAUGAGGAUUGUUGUUCCGAAAGUGCCAAUGGAACCCAUGUGUGCUUCUGUUGAUCAAAGCCUUUAUCUGGUGGAAUCACAAGGGGCCUUGUUGGUGGUUCUGCGUCUUAGGCAAUGGUUCAGUUCAACAACUGAGUUUAGGGUUUUCAAUGUGCCAUUGGAGGGUUGUGGCAAGUGCUGGUGCCAUUGGUCGGAUUUGCAGGUAAAGAACUUGGGUGACAGUACCCUAUUUCUGGGGCGCCAUAAUUCUUCCUUCUCUAUCGAAUGCAAGAAGAACAAGAACUUUGUAUGUUUGGGGAAUAGCAUUUGCUUCACGGUUGAUUUUUGUGAGUGUCUCGCACUUACCAAUGGAGAUAUGGACGCCAGUUAUUUUGUUUUCAAUAUGACAGAUGGGAAAACGAAGCCUUGCUUGGGCAAACGCCUCAAUUUAAGAGCGCCAUAUUUAUGGAUUCAAGCACCAUUUUAAAGCUUUAGGCAGAUUAUUCUCUCUGCUGUUUCUGAGUGGAGCAAGGCUUCCUGUGGUUGUAGGGCAGUUGAGGUGAAAGUGCAAAUCUUUUGGCUUGGGAUUUUCCUGGGACUGGAGUGGUCAAACUUAAUGUGGAUGGGUCUCAUAAAGCAGCUUUUGGGAAUAUUGGUGCUGGAGGCGUUCUUCAUGAUUGCAAAGGGGAAUGACUUGGGGGAUUUGCUGUGAAUCUGG
Molecule: messenger RNA, 1402 nt
Organism: Prunus mume (Japanese apricot)
Lineage: Eukaryota; Viridiplantae; Streptophyta; Magnoliopsida; Rosales; Rosaceae
Product: putative F-box protein At3g25750
Molecular function (GO): protein binding
Source: RefSeq, a predicted model, not a curated record